GUGGAGGGUACAGCAAAAAGAAAGUUAAUCCAACCACUAAAAGAAAACGCACCAAAUUCAGUACGAGUUUGCGCAAAUUGGAUGACCAAAUCCCUAUCCUUCAUAUCAACUCGCACUAUUCAUUGGCCAAUCCCAAGCAACCAUUGAAGCACUAAAAUUUUAAUAUCACUCCCCCCACGUGGGCUCUAUCUUCCAAACAGCCCGGUCCCCUUUCUAAGUUUUUAUCUCUUCCAAAGAAAAAAUCAAACACUUUCUCAGAAUCAGGAACCUUCUCUCUAUAUAUGGAAAUCCAAGGUUCAGACAAGGAAAGAACAACUGUUUGAUAUUUUCUAGCUAGCUCUUUCUCAAAACAGGGUCGACCCGAGAACACAUUUUCAACAGCAAUCUAGUACAAAUCAAAGAUGGCUUCUUCAAGGACUCAAAACUAUGCAACACUUGCAUUCUUCUUGGUUGUUCUUGCAAGUUCAGCUGUCGGAAGAAUCUCAGCUGCAAAUUACAGCUUGAACUGGUCGAUCCCUUCCGGUGGAGCCGCCGAUUAUGUUACGUACGCCUCUCAGCAAACCUUCCAUGUUGGUGAUAUCUUAGUGUUCAACUUUCCGACUGGGGCGCAUAGUUUGGCAAUUGUGACAAAGCAGAGUUAUGAUUCAUGUAGCUCCAGCAAUCCGAUCUCUCUGGUUACGGUUGGUCCGGCGAGUGUGAACCUGACUUCCUCCGGCGAGGCAUACUUCAUCUGCACAUUCGCCGGUCACUGUUCCGCCGGACAAAAACUAGCCAUCAACGUCUCCUCUGCCGCCGCCGCCGCUCCGGCUACUCCUCCCCCUGCGCCGUCGCCAAAACCCGUUACUCCUGCUCCUGUUGCAACCCCACCGACUCCCUCAGCACCAGCACCGUCGCCAAAACCCGCCGCUCCGUCACCCACCAAGCCGGCACCGGCUCCGGCAGCCACUGCGCCUACUCCAUCAAUUUCAGCCCCGUCCCCUGCUCCGGGAGCUUCAGUCCCAUCACCAGCUCCAGGUCCAGGUGGAGCAGCACCGGUUCCUUCUCCAAUGGGGCCUUCAGGUAAUGCUCCUGGAGCAUCUCCGGGAAGUGCUCCGGCGCCUGGUACGCCGGCUGACACAAGCCCACCACCCAGCGCCGCCCCGGCACCGGCUACAGUUAUGGCCACUACUCUGUUUCUGGUCAUGCUUGUGUCAAUUUCCAUUUCCAAUUUCUUCUAGAUCUUUUUUUUUUUUUAACACUUAAUUUACUGUGCAUUAAUAAUUCUCUGAUUUCCGGCAUUACGUACACUAUCCAUCCAUCCAUUUUUCCUAGUUAUUAGUUUGUCAGAACAGCAUUUUGGUGCAUGAAGGAUGAUAGUAUUUCAUUAUUCUCAUCAGUGGCUUUUAUUGCAUAUUUGAUUGGUGGAUUAUUAUAUUCUUGUGUAGAUUGUGUGUACUUUUAGCACAUUUUGAGUUGAAUAAAAGCUGUUUCUGUUGUGCUGAAAUUCUUCUGCAGGAUUAUUAUUAUUAACAUUGGAAAUAAUUAACUUUUCUUGUCAAUUGACAAUUAUGAUCUGAAUUCAAAAUGAGGCUAAUUAGGAAGAAAAAAUCAAGAAGAUAAAGGUAAUGGGGCCCG
Molecule: messenger RNA, 1614 nt
Organism: Oldenlandia corymbosa var. corymbosa
Lineage: Eukaryota; Viridiplantae; Streptophyta; Magnoliopsida; Gentianales; Rubiaceae
Source: the annotation of a GenBank genome assembly